GACGCGGCCGAGCCGGGGGAAGGGUCACGGUGCGCGCGGGGUCGGAGCCCGGCCGGCCGGGCUCCGAGUUCCCUGCUACCGCCCAGAAUCAGACUCCCGGACCCACCCCGGAAGCCAAGAAGGGGGCGCGGGCCCGGAGGCAGGAAGCCCUGCUGGAGGAGCGCCGGGGACGCGGGCGGUGCUGUUACCGGAAUUAAAGCUGGACUCCCAUUCAGGACAAACAGACCUAUAAUUCCUGGUGUGAUGAGAGAGUGGGAUUUGCUGUCCUGAAGUCAUUAAGCUUGGGCCCUGGUUCCUCUUCAUGAGAGACUAGGGAGAUGGAAGACUUAAAAUCUGAGAAUAAAAAAAGGGUGCUUCCCGCAUGGAUGACAGCCCAGGUGGCUGAAAAGAGGACAGUGCAGGUGAAGACCCCCAAGAGGAGAACAGCCACGGUGCCAGUGGCUGCAGCAAGACUUCCUGCCAUGAGGACUGUGUACUGCAUGAAUGAAGCUGAAAUUGUAGACGUUGCUCUAGGGAUCCUGAUUGAGGGGCUGUCUGCCAGAGACAUGCGAUUCUGUGAUGCCACGUGGUGCGUAUGCCAACAAAGUCCGCUGCCACCGUACCUGUGCCCCACCACGCAUGUGCUGAUGAUGGGCUCCAAUGGCAGACUUGUGCUCUGCAUUGCAGACUUCCACUUCUAGGAAGAUGAAGUACUCGUCCUCUUCUUUCCACUAAGUACAACUAAUACCCUGGGUAUUACAUACCAAAUAAACACAAGAGGCUCUAAAAGGUGAAAAGAAGAAGGCAGAUGAGGGACUUCAGGAGCAGAAGAGGAGCAUGAUGGUGAGUAGUUUGAUGUGUUUUCUUUUUGCCUCAUGCAUCCCAGCCUUAGAGCUGGAGAAGUCAGCAACCCACAAAUGCCAAGGAGUGAAGAAAUAAUGCCUGAAAACUUCCCAAAUUUGAUGAAAGACAGGAAGGUAAAUAUCAAAGAAGCUCAGUGAACUCCAAGUAAGAUGAAAUUUAAAAACCCACAGUAAGUCACAUAAACUUUCAAAAUCAAAGAGAGACUUUUGACAGCAUUAAGAGAGAAGCAAAUUAUUACAUGCAAGGGAUCCUCAAUAAGAUCAUUAUCCGAUUUCUCAUCAGAAACUUUGGAAGCCGGAACACAGUGCAAAACAGGGAAACCCCAAAAAACAAAAAACAGCAGAACUGUCCUUCAAAAAUUAGGUAGAAAUUAAAGACAUUUCCAGAUAAACAAAAGCUGAGGGAGUUUGUGACCAUUUGACAUGCCUUGAAAGAAAUGCCCAAGGGAUUUCUGCAGGGUGAAAUGAAAGGACUCUAGAUAGUAAAUUGAAGCUGUAGAGAAAAAUAAAGGUCUCAGUGAAGUUAAAUACAUGGGAAAUUAUACAAGCUAGUAAGUACCAUUGUAACAAUAGUUUCAAACUGAAUUUUUUGUUGUCUACAUGAUUUAAGAGAAAAACAUUUAAAGAAGAAAAAGCAUUUAUUAGUAUAAAGUAAGUAUUAGACUACUAUCACCUUGGUCUGUAACUCUAAACCUUAUUUAUUACAUAAUUUAAGAGACUAAUACACUUACUUAAAGAAUUAUUAGUUUACGUUUUUGGGCACACAGCAUGUAACUACGUAAUUUGGUGACAUAUACAGCUGAAAGCCUGGGAGUGCAGCUGUAAAGGAACAGAGUUUUUGUAUGUUUUGAAGUUAAGCUGUAUCAAAUUAGAGUGUUAUAACUUCAGGAUAUUAAAUGUAAUCCCCCUGGUGACAACAAAGAAAAGACAUAUAGAAUAUACACAAAAGGAAGUAAGAAAGGAAUUUAAACAUUUCACCACAAAAAAUCAACUAAACACAAAAGAAGACAGGAAUGCAGGAAAUGACGGACAAGAAUACUAUAAGGCAAAUAGAAAACAGCACAGUGACAGGAGUCUCUCUUUAUCAGUAAUUAAACUCUCCAAUCAGAAGACAGAGACUGUCAGAAUGGAUAAAAACACAUGAUCCAACUAUAUUCAGUCUAUAAAAGACUCACUGAGAUCCAAAGACACAAACUGGUUGAAAGUGAAAGGAAGGAAAGAGAUAUUCUAUGCAAAUAGUAACCAAAAGAGGGCAGGAGUGGCUCUAUUAGACAAAAUAGACUUUAAAUUAAUAUAAAAAUGUUACUAGAAACUACUUUAAAAAAGAUAUGUUAAUAAAAGAUUCAAUACAGCAAGAAGACAUAACAAUUAUAAACAUUUACAUACCUAAUGACAGAUCAUCAAAAUGUAUGAAGCAAAAACUGACCGAAUUGAAGGGAGAAAUAGACAGUUCUACAAUAUAGUAGGAGACUUCAAUACCCCACUUACAAUAGGGAGACCAGUCAGACAGAAGAUAUAUAAGGAAAAAGGACUUAACACAAUGAGUCAUCAAAACUUAACAGACAUAUACAGAACACUACCCAACAAUAGAACACACAUUCUUCGCAAGUGCAUAUACAGGACAUUUUCCAGGAUAGAACAUAUGCUAGACCACCAAUUAAGUUUUAAUAGAUUUUAAAAGAUAGAUAUCAUACAAAGUAUCUUUUCUUACCACAGUGGGAUAAAGUUAGAAAUAACAAAAGGAAAAAUAAAAUGUUCAAAAAAUUGUGGAAAUUAUACACACACUUUUAAACAGUGAAUCAAAGAAGUCACAAGAGAAACUAGGAAAUACAGAGUUGAAUGAAAAUGAAAACACAACAGAGCAAAAUUUAUGGGACACAGUGAAAGUAGUGCUAAGGGGGAAAGUUAUAACUAUAAACACAUUCAAAAACUAAAGAUCUCAAGUCAGUAACCUAACUUUAAACUUAAGGAACUAGAAAAAGAAGAAAAAAUUAAAUCCACAGACAGAAGAGGAAGGAAGUAAUAAGGAUUAGAGCAGAGAUAAAUGAAAUAGAAAAACUAGAGAAAAAUCAAUGAAACCAAAAGUUGUUGAUUCUUUGAAAAGAUCAACAAAAUUGACAAACCUUUAGCUAAGUGGACAAAGAAAAAAAGUUAAAUUACUAAAAUCAGAAAUGAAAGUAGAGAUACUACUACCAAUUCUACAGAAACAGAAAGGAUUAUAAGAGUAUUGCAAACAAGUGUAUGCCAAUAAAUUAGAUAACCUAGAUGAAAUGGACAAAUGACUAGAAACACAGAACUUACCAAGACUAUCUCAUGCAGAAAUAGAAAAUAUGAGUAGACCUAUAUAUAACUAGUUGAGGAGAUUGAAUCAGUAAUGAAAAUUCUCCCAACCAAAAAUAAAGCCCUGGACCUGACAGUUUCUUGGGUGAUCUAAUGCUGAUCUUUCUCAAACUUUUCCAAAAAACUGAAGAGGAAGGAACAUUUCCUAACUCACUCUGUAAGACCAGCAUUACUGUGAUACCAAAGCCAGACAAAGACACUACAAGAAAAUUAUAGACCAAUACCCCUUAUGAACACUGAUGCAAAAAUCCUCAACAAAAUAAUAGCAAACCAAAUUCAGCAGCAUAUUAAAAGGAUUUACACCAUGACCAAAUAGGAUUUAUAUCUGGAAUGCAAGGAUAGUUUUAACAUAUGAAAAUUGAUCAAUGUAAUACACCAAAUCAAUAGAAUGAAGGGAAAAAAACACAUGACCAUCUCAAUUAAUGCAGAAAAGGCAUCUGACAAAACUCAACACCC
Delphinapterus leucas (beluga whale) is the source of this 3638-nucleotide messenger RNA. The record is from RefSeq and is a predicted model, not a curated record. Lineage: Eukaryota; Metazoa; Chordata; Mammalia; Artiodactyla; Monodontidae.